AUGGUGUUCUGGAAUCAGAGUAGUGAUUGCUGCUCGUGGGAGGGGGUCACGUGCGACUGGUCCAAUGGUCAUGUGAUUGGACUUGACCUCAGUUGCAGCCAACUUCAGGGCACCAUCCAACCCAACACCACCCUCUUCCACCUUCGUCACCUCCAAACCCUCAAUCUUGCCUUCAAUGACUUCAAUUUCUCUACAAUUUCACCUGAUUUUGGCUCCUUUCCAAGUUUGACCCAUCUCAACCUCUCUUUCUCUAAUUUUACAGGCCGAAUUCCCUCAAAAAUCUGCCAUCUGUCCAAAUUGGUUUCCCUUGACCUCUCUGACUUUGAUUAUUAUAAUCCUUAUUCUUUUUCUCCGGUGAGACUUGAACAACACACUUUCAAUAUGCUCCUUCGAAACCUAACCCAAUUAAGAGAACUACACCUUGAUUCGUUGAAUAUCUCUUCACCUUUACCUCAUGCUUUGCUAAAUCUAUCUUCUUUGACAUCUCUCAGUCUUGGUUAUUGUCAUCUGCGUGGGAAAUUCUCAGAAAACAUUUUUCACUUACCAAACCUACGAGAGCUCCAUGUAAGGGGAAAUCAAGACCUCACAGGUAAACUUCCAUACUUCAAUGCAACUAGUUCCCUUCAGUUUCUUGAUCUUGGCGACAUAAGUUUUUCUGGCCAAUUGCCUGAAUCAAUCAGCAAUCUUAAAGCCUUGAAUAUUUUGUACCUCUUCAACUGCAACCUUUCGGGGUCCAUUCCAGCUUCUGUUUGGAACCUUACAAAAAUCACCAAUUUAGCCUUCUCAUCUAAUAGUUUCAGCGGUCAAAUCCCCUCAUCAAAUUCAAACCUUGCAAAGCUUAAUAGCUUGUAUCUUUCCAGAAACAAUUUGAACGGACAAAUACCGGAUUCCCUUGGCAACAUGAGCCAACUUACUCUCUUGGCUCUUUCCGGAAACAAUUUGAACGGUCAAAUACCGGAUUCCCUUGGCAACAUGAGCCAACUUACUAACUUGGAUCUUUUCGAAAACAAUUUGAACGGUCAAAUACCAAAUUCCCUUGGCAACAUGAGCCAACUUACUAACUUGGAUCUUUCCGGAAACAAUUUGAACGAAACAAUUUGA
Molecule: messenger RNA, 1101 nt
Organism: Camellia sinensis
Lineage: Eukaryota; Viridiplantae; Streptophyta; Magnoliopsida; Ericales; Theaceae
Source: RefSeq, a predicted model, not a curated record